GUUGGCUGGGGGAGGGGGGGCUGGGGAAGGGAAGGUUGUGCUAGACGGGGUAGACCGAGGUUACACAAGUGAGGUAGAGAGUGUGUGUGUGUGCGCCUGUGUGUAUGUUGGGGGGCUGUUUGUAAUCAGGGGCAGGAAGACUUGAAGGGGGUUUCCCUCCUCCUGGGCAUCAGGUAGAAGAAUUGAUUCCAGCCAUUCCCAGAGGUUUCGGCUCUGGCCAGCGUCCUUUUCUAAGGGUUUUAAAAUCUAAUUAGGAGCUGGAGUAGCAAUCCUGUUGAAGAAGGGACCCAUAAGAGUAUCUUAGUGAGAAUCCUGGCUGGGAAUUGAACGCGAAAAUGAAGCCAGACCGAGAUACACUAGAUGAAUACUUUGAAUAUGAUGCAGAGGAAUUCUUGGUCUCCCUGGCCUUGUUAAUUACUGAAGGCCGAACACCUGAAUGUUCUGUAAAAGGUCGAACUGAAAGCUUUCAUUGUCCUCCAGCACGGUCAAGUUAUCCAGUAACAGCAAAACAUGAAUGCAGUGAUAAAUUGGCCCAGUGUCGUCAAGCCAGAAGAACUAGGUCUGAGGUUAUGUUGCUUUGGAAAAACAAUCUUCCAGUCAUGGUAGAAGUGAUGCUACUUCCAGACUGCUGCUAUAGUGAUGAUGGGCCUAACACAGAGGGAAAUGAUUUAAAUGAUCCUGCAAUUAAACAAGAUGCAUUAUUAUUAGAAAGAUGGAUCUUGGAACCAGUUCCUCGACAAAAUGGAGAUCGAUUUAUUGAAGAGAAGACCCUUCUAUUGGCUGUGCGUUCUUUUGUCUAUUUUUCUCAGUUAAGUGCUUGGCUGAGUGUUUCCCAUGGUGCUAUUCCACGAAAUAUUCUUUACAGAAUCAGUGCUGCUGAUGUUGACCUACAGUGGAAUUUUUCCCAGACUCCCACUGAGCAUGUAUUUCCUGUUCCCAAUGUUUCUCACAAUGUGGCCUUGAAAGUCAGUGUUCAGUCCUUGCCUAGACAAUCUAGUUAUCCAGUCUUGACCUGUAGUAUUCAUACUAACAUUGAUUUUUAUGAAAAAAGAAUUCAAGAACACGAACUGAAAACUCAUCAACGUUGUAAUUCCAAGGAUGUAGAGCAGUGUAAUAUGCGCACUUCACAUCUGUGUAGCAAGCAAACUUGGACUGUAGUACCUGAAGGUUUGUUACGUGCAAAAAAAUCUAUAGCUCCUGAAUUUAAUUCAACUGUCAAAAAUUUCAAACUCUAUCCAGGUGUUGUUCAUGAUUCUGACCAUGGGACAUCUCGAUCAAAUGUGCAGUGCUUUAAUGCUACAGGAGAUGCAAAAUCAUUUGAGACAUCCAUGAGAACUUUAAAAUCAUUAUCCUGGGGUGAUCCCAAUGUUUCUAGUAGCCAUAGUUCUUGGCAGCCUACAGGAGAAACCAAUCCUUUAAUUGGCUCUUUAAUUCAGGAUCGACAAGAAGUUAUUGCAAGGAUUGCUCAGCAUUUAAUUGAUUGUGAUCCAACCACUUCACGUGUUUCUGGGCGUUCAUUCAACAUUCAAGAUUCCAGUUCAUUUAACUCAAAAAUAUUUCGGAGGUCAUAUGAAAAUGACAAUUUAUUGAAGAAAAAUAAGGAAAACAGCUCCUUUGUUAGCCCAGAAUAUGCAUCCUCAGAAAACACUGGUGAGGGGAAAACAAGGUUAAGACCAGAAAACUCUCAUCGUGAUUCUUAUGUUUCCAGUAAUACUUAUUCUCGCCAAUCUAGUGGUGAGACUAAUCCUUUGAUAGGCUCUCUACUUCAAGAACGACAAGAAGUUAUUGCAAGGAUUGCCCAGCACUUGAUUCAUUGUGACCCAUCUGCAUCACAUAUCCCCAGACAUUCAUUCAACAUGAAUGACUCCAAUUCUGUUCAUUCAAAAGUUUUUCGGAGUUCAUAUGAAGACAAAACCUUGUUGAAGAAAAGCAAGGAAAACUCCAUUUCCUUGAAUAAAGAUUUAUCCUUGUCAGGAGACAAUAGUGAAGGCAAAAAUAUAAUAAUUACUGAUAAGUCUUUUAGUUCUUUUAAAUGCAAUGAAUUAAAGACACCUUUGAAAACUCAAAUCAGAAGAAAUACACACCAGGAAGAUCUUAGUGAAACUGUCCAAAACACAUUUCAACAAACACAAAAUAAAGCUACAAACUUAUUGUCUUGCUUAAAUACAUCUUACAGCAAAGAAAUUAAAUUAGAAUCACCAGGCAGGUUGGAAAACGCAUUUUCCAGAUGUCAAUUUAAAGAUCAAGAAAUUAGUAAUGGAAUUGAUAAACAAUAUUCAAAUUCUAGCAGUGUUGAUGAACAGAUAUGCAAAAAUAAACAUAAGGAAAGAACAGUACAAAGUGAGGCUAGCAAUCCAGAUUCUUUUCACAUCCACCAAUUAGAUAACUCAAAGGCACUUGACGGUCCAGUGCCUGUGUCCAGUCAUCUGCAUAAACCUGAGCUCACGUGCUCAAACAAAGACCCCCAAAUCUCCAAGGCAUGUGAACAAAAUACUCAUCUUGUUAGCAUAGAAAACUAUCCAAAAAAGGACACUGAGAGUUUCAAAUGUAAAAGUAAGCCAGACCAACUCAAAGCAGAACAGGAUGAGAACGAGGACCCAGUUGAUGAAGAAUCUCAAAACUGUUCUCAGAGAAAAAUUAAAGAAGACUGUUCCUCUAGGUGUGAACGACUGAAAAAUACAGAGGUGCUGAGAAGUAUAUCAGUGAAGCAUUCAAGUGUUUGGAGAAAACACAAUUUUCAUUCAUUAGAUGGAACCUCAACCAAAGCCUUCCAUCCUCAAACUGGAUUGCCUCUUCUUUCAAGUCCUGUUCCUCAAAGGAAAACACAAUCAGGCUGCUUUGAUCUGGACACUUCCUUACUACAUUUGAAAAAUUUGUCAUCCAGAAGUCCACAGCAGUGUUUAAGUAUUGAAGAUGAUCCAGAUAUCCAUGGAAAACCAUUUCUGAGUUCUAGUGCUCCACCCAUAACAAGUCUUAGUCUUCUAGGAAAUUUCGAGGAAUCUGUCUUGAACUAUCGUUUAGAUCCUCUAGGCACUGUUGAUGGCUUUACAGCUGAGGUGGGGGCAAGUGGAGUUUUCUGCCCUACUCACAUGACACUUCCUGUUGAAGUGUCUUUCUACAGUGUUUCAGAUGAUAAUGCCCCUUCUCCUUAUAUGGGUGUGAUUACUUUAGAGUCCCUUGGUAAAAGGGGUUAUCGAGUACCUCCUUCAGGAACAAUACAAGUGACCUUAUUUAAUCCUAACAAGACUGUGGUGAAGAUGUUUGUUGUGAUAUAUGACUUACGAGAUAUGCCAGCCAAUCAUCAGACAUUCCUACGACAAAGAACUUUUUCUGUACCUGCAAAAAAAGAAAUGAAGAGAAGUGUUAAUAAAGAGAACAUUCAACAUACUGAAGAAAAGUUACUACGCUACCUCAUACAUCUGAGGUUCCAGAGCUCUAAAUCUGGAAAGAUCUACCUCCAUAGAGAUGUCCGGCUCCUGUUCUCUAGAAAGUCCAUGGAAGUGGAUAGCGGUGCUGCAUAUGAACUCAAAUCAUACACUGAAUCACCAACAAACCCUCAGUUUUCACCAAGAUGUUAAAAUGAGUAAAAAUUUAAAGUAUUUACUCAAUAGUCAAGUUUAAGAGCAAAAAAUGGCAUAGAACAGAGUGUACCAAAUUACAGUCAAGAGAGUGAAUCCUUUCCUAUGACCCUGGACCAUUAAGAUUUCUGGAAUGAGCUCCACAUAUUCCAAAUAGACUGGAAACACAGACCUAAGUCCUAAUCUGUUUUUUGUACUGUUUAAACCACUUCAUUGGACAUGUUGCAAUAGCAAAAUCCCCAGUUAGGUUAGUGUUUACACAUUUUAUUUCUCAGUUAUUUAAUAUUUAAUGUUUCCUUUAAUAUUAAAGUGAUAUUUGUCUAGUGUUCUAAUGUAGCACAAAUCCUGUGUAAAAUCAUAAUAUGUAUUUUUGACAUUAAUGUUGAAAUCUGAAAUAUAUGCACAAGUCUUUAAUUCUGUGUGAUGUGUUUUUAAGUGAUAUUCAUUUAAGUUAUUGAAAAUGAAAACAAACUUUUGGAUUUCCUUAUCAUCUAUGCAAGCAUGUGUACUUUAAUUUUUAAAUAUUUUACCAGUUUCUUUUUCAAACACCGUAUCCUAAGUGCUUCUCACCUACCAGUCUUGAAACAGUAUUGCAGUCUAAGCAGGAUAUGCUGCUUUAAUGACUCUUUGCAUAAUUCACAUCAUUACGCCAUUUCUUAUAUAGCUUCUCUGAUUCCUUUCAUUUUAGGAACUCAUGCCAAGAACAGUUCGAUUUCUCCUUUAAUCACCACUGUAGAGUUUUUACAUUAAGUUGCUGUCCCAUGCUUGAUAACUUUCUCAAAUUGUAAGAGUAUGUACUUUGAAAACAAAUUAGUAUUUAUAUCAUAAAUAUA
Molecule: messenger RNA, 4411 nt
Organism: Dromiciops gliroides (monito del monte)
Lineage: Eukaryota; Metazoa; Chordata; Mammalia; Microbiotheria; Microbiotheriidae
Gene: ATOSA
Product: family with sequence similarity 214 member A
Source: RefSeq, a predicted model, not a curated record